UCCGGGGGUAAACCCACAGACAGCGGCUCUUCCUCCGCCGCUCCGCCGCUCCCGGAGCCUCUGAGCGCGGCCUGACUUCUCCUCUGCUCCCGCUCCGCUCCGGUCCGGUCCGGUUCUCUUCUGUUCGGGAUGUUGACGCUGUACGCGGACCUCCUGUCGCAGCCGUGCCGCGCCGUGCGGAUCCUGCUCCAGUGCACCGGGACCGCGCACGCGCUCCGCUCCGUGGCGCUGCGCAAAGGAGAACAUCUGACUCCAGACUUCUCCAAACUCAACCCCAUGAACAAAGUCCCAGUGCUGGAGGACGACGGCUUCGUGCUCACAGAGAGUGAUGCCAUCCUGAAGUACCUGGUGGGGCGCUGUGCUUUGCCCGAGCACUGGUACCCGACCGACCCCCAGAGCCGCGCCCGAGUCGACGAGUACUGCGCCUGGCACCACACCAACACCCGCCCCCACGCCGCCAAAGUAUUUAUACUGGAGGUCCUGGUCCCGGCUCAGACCCGGUCUCCCGUGGACGGUCCGGCUUUAGCCCGGGCCCUGUCGGACUUGGACCGGACUCUAAAGCAUCUGGAGUCGAUGUUUCUGCGGCGAAAGGCGUUUCUGUGCGGCGAUGACAUCACCAUCGCCGACCUGCUGUGUGUGUGCGAGCUCAUGCAGCCUCUAGGGGGCGACAGAGACGUACUGGAGUCCCGCCCACAGCUGCAGCGCUGGAGGAGCCGCGUCCAAUCGGCCGUGGGCCCCGCCUUCGACCACGCCCACUCUGUCCUCUACGGCGUCCGAGACCGGUACCGAGCCAAGACCAGCCGGGCCAAGCUUUAGUCCAGAGACCGAGUCCAGACCGAGUCCAGACCGAGUCCAGACCGAGUCCAGACCGAGUCCAGACCGAGUCCAGACCGAGUCCAGACCGGAUUUUUUUGAUCCGCUUCUGUAAAAUCACUGCACUACAAGAAUUUUGAUUCAGAUUCUGAUUUUGUCCAAUCGACAUCUUCAAAUUAAACACACAAACACACACACAGAGAGACACACACACACACACACACAAACAUUUGGGGGGCUCCAGUUUUAAUGUGAAGAAAAUAUUUUUUUGAAUCUAUUUUCCUAAAAUUUUAUUUUAUAAAUAAAUAAUGUCAUAAUAA
This is a messenger RNA of Boleophthalmus pectinirostris (great blue-spotted mudskipper), 1133 nucleotides long. RefSeq names its product glutathione S-transferase theta 2 (gene gstt2). Gene Ontology annotation, cellular component: cytoplasm. Lineage: Eukaryota; Metazoa; Chordata; Actinopteri; Gobiiformes; Gobiidae. The transcript has 5 exons. Gene Ontology annotation, molecular function: glutathione transferase activity. Gene Ontology annotation, biological process: glutathione metabolic process. The record is from RefSeq and is a predicted model, not a curated record. The coding region runs from base 130 to 816 and encodes 228 amino acids.